Molecule: messenger RNA, 4256 nt
Organism: Apis mellifera (honey bee)
Lineage: Eukaryota; Metazoa; Arthropoda; Insecta; Hymenoptera; Apidae
Exons: 3
Coding region: 1227-1916 (229 amino acids)
Source: RefSeq, a predicted model, not a curated record
GCAAACCAGACUGGGAACGCCAGAGUGCCCUACGACUGCGCCGCGUGCACAUCCCUGCCUCCUCUCUCGAUCGCUCUCCGUCACCGGGACCACUUACAUAGAUCAUCAGUUUUUGCAACCAAGUGCAUCGCGGAUCCAUCGUCGAUAAAUCGAUCAGUUCUUCUCUCCUUUCUUUUUCUUUUUCCCCAGUGUUUUUUUCAAGUGCGUUCUCGUGCGUUCUAUCUUGAACGCGUUGUUCGCUCUCCUCUCCUCCAUCCUGCUGGAUCUUUCGAAUUUUUAGAUCCAGAGAGAGAGAGAGAGAGAGAGGUUUGGAUGUUACGGAACGGAAGAAAAGAUCGUCCACAAUUCUCCUCCCAUCGGAUAACUUUCGUCGACCCUCUAUCAUUCUCGUGAUUCCCGUCUGCAGGAGGGAUAAGAGGAAUAAUAAUAAUAAUAAUCGUAAUAAAAUGCGCGCAGCGUUGACGAGCUACCGAUAAUAAGUGACACGGAGUUUCAUCGAGGGCCUGUAUCGAUCCUUCUUUCCAUCGAGCACCAUUACGAUGCCAGCUCGACCAAAGGGUUGAGGAUAAUAUAAAAGAAAUCAUACGCGGGAAGAGAGAUUUUUCGAAGAUUGCUGAAGAGAGAGAGAGAGAGGAGCGGAUCGAAAGCGAUGCGUUGAGCCAUCGAUCACGGAGCGGCGCGGGGAUGAGCGAGGCGUUCAAUUAAAUCGUUCCAGAAGCGCGAGCGACCGAGAGAGGGAGCGAGAGAGAGAGAGAGAGAGAAAACGAAGAAACGGGGGGAGUUGCGUGACUCGGUUGGAAAAUAUUAGUCGUGGAGACGCGGCUUACGAUGUCGCCUCUCGUUUUCGUCGCCAUACCGAAUCGUCGGUCGCGCUGAAUCACGGGACGAUCGUUGCUCCUCCUCCGCCCCGAACAGAUUCAACCGGAUCCGGGUGUACGACGAGAUCAAUUCCUUCUCUCCGAGAUCCUCCUUUCCCCUUUCGUUUCGAGGGUCGAGACGAAAAUCCUCCUCGAAAGAUCCGAGGAGGAGGCGAGCAAGGGGCAGAAGGAAGAGGAAAAAAAGGAAAAAGAAAAAAAAAGAAACGAUCGACGAUCGCUCGAUCAACGCGUCCAUGUUCUAGCGUGGAGCGUGCGUCCCCCGCCGAUUGAUUUGGCGCGCGCGUGACGGGAAAGAGGAACACGGGACUUUGGAGGUAUUCCAAACGGCGGAUAUACACAUCGUGGACGAUGAAGUGGUGCUUAGUGAUGCUGAUUCUGGCCGGUGUCACGAGGGCCGACAAUUCGGUCGACGCGGACUAUUCGAUCCUCAAGUGUCCGGACCUGAAUUCCCAAGAGGAGAUCGAUUUGAACGAGAUAAUGGGCAAGUGGUACGUGGUCGAGGUGUUGGAGCACAAAGUCGAUCCAUCGAAGCCCAACGGCUCGUACAAGGUCAAUUCCUGCCCGAUCGUCAAGCUGAGAGCGGUCGAGAACACGUCCAAGUACCUCUCCUCGUUGAGGCUGUUGUGGACCGAGGAGAUCGGCGACCUCGAGUACACUUUCCGGAUACCGGACGUAUCCAGGAAGCCGGGCUUUUGGAUCUCCACCUCUGUGCAAAAUGGCACACUGGUGGAGAGGGGGUACAAGCAAUUCAGCGGGAACGUGCACGUGAUGAAGGCCGUCGCCUCGGACAUGGUGCUGACAUUCUGUUCCCGGAACCCGGACAAUCAGCUGUACUCGUUGCUACUCUCGCGGGAGCACAUCUUGCAAAAGAGCGACAAGCGAGGGGUGCACAAUCUGCUCGGCCGCCGCGGCCUCAAGAUCGUCAAUAUCCGGGAGACGUGCAUGAACAACGCCGCCUGGAGAAGAGGAUCCUUCGAUCUGAUCGGGUGGCUGGCUCUGAUGGGGGUGUUGUCCUCGGUAUUCUUCGGCUCCUGGUAGUUGUGGUAACGAAACAAACAAGGGAUAAACGAAACGGAAUUUUCGUUUAUGGUUGAAUCGUCGUUAGCUGCGUUGACGUUUCUACGUUGUUGUUGUUGUGUAUCCGCGUCAUUCUAGCGGACCUGGUUAUUUCUGCAUUAUUUCUCGACGAAAUAAAAUCUCUACCGAGUAAAAGGAAAGGAUUAAGAGGAUUUCUCGUUGCCGAGAGGAACAUCGAAUUCGAACGAAACGAAACGAAGAGAAUGUCUUCUCCUUAAUUGCCAACGCAGCUAACGAUUUCGCGUCCAUUGCAAUAAAACCCCUCCCCGGCGCGAUAUCGUAACGAGAAUCUCGACGGAAAAAACUCGAAUUUAUCGCGUUUUGGCCUCGUGUGAUUCGACCUCGCGCGAAACCGGGACGGGAAAAGGAUGCACUGGUUUGCGGGCGAUUCUCGUUAUUCUCGGCACGACGCCAGGGAAACGAUCCCCGUUAGAUGGUGCAUCGUUUCGCGUCGUCCUCGCAGGUUCUUCCUGUGCUUAUUAUCGCGGGGCUUUGUUCCUCCGAUGGAGCUGCCGACCCCUCGAGUCCUCUCGACUGAAACAACAACGGGCUCGAACCUUCCCCAACCACGUAUCUACGAUAAUAUAUAUAUAUACGCGAGAUUAUUGCAUAAUUAAAGAGGAGGGACCCGAGUGUUCAAAUCGAUCGGAUAUCGUUCGUAACUCUUUCAGUCCAGGAUCGUUCGCAUUCGUUUGUAUAGAAUAUAUAAAAAAGAUUAGAGGACGAAGGUGUAUCUAAUUUUAAUCAUCGUUGGACGAGACGAUUUCUUGGUUCGUCGUAUUUUCAUUCCUUUUAUAGAAUUGUUCUCUAAACUCUUUAUUUCUUCUCAGAAAAAGGGAAAGGAAAAAAAGACAUAUCAGACGUUGUCGUUGUUGUUGAAGAAGAGUGAAGAAAAACGGAGAGGACAAAGAUUUACGGAUUGAAAGAGUUAAACGAAACGAGUUUAACGCGAGGAAACUCGCUGCUCCACCCAAGAUAAUCCUCCUUUUCGAAAAAAUAAGAAGGGGAGCGUUCCCGUGAAGAUUAGCGAAGAUUAGAUAGAAAUGCAUGUUGUAUGUAUCUCUCGGUUCGUGGAUUUAAGAAGACAAUAGUAAUGUAUCAAAUCGAUCGCGUCGAUGAAAAGAAUCGAUCUCGAGUAGAACGAUCCUAAGAUUCAUCUGUUCGAGCGAAGAAGAGAAGGGAAGAAAGAAAGAAAGAAAGAAAAGAAGAAGAAAAAAGAAGCCGAAGUCGAUUUCUUCCAUUCUUUCCAUUGUGUACCGUGAAAGUUUAAACGAAUUCUCGUUGUGACGCGAUCGAAACACGAUGAAUUUCUCGCUCGACAAAGAUGUUAUAAAUACGAAAUGCAACAGGAUGAAGCGAAUAAAUUAAAAUAUCAUCGGGAUCUAUAGUUAUAAAUAAAUCGUGUUACGAGUUUCUCCGCGCGUUUCUUUCUUCUCUGUCUCCGUUUUAGGAUAAUAAUAAGAAAAAAGUAAAAAAAAGAAAAAAAAAAAGAAUUAUCCAUUCUAAAAUAAAAUAAAAUCGCGAUAUAGCGCGAAAUUAUUCGAAUAUCAUCGAAUGAUACGAUGAUUUUCCAUUCCAUUCCAACGACGAAGCAACGGUGUACGAAUUGUAUAAAUAGUUGAAUCUUAUCGUUAUAGAUUUAUUAUUCGUAUCGCGGUUGAUCUUUCGAAGAUUGAACCUAAACAGGACACUGAAAGAUCGAGUUAAUCGAGUAACAUUCGUGUCCUUUUUUCACUCGAUCGCACUCGCUUUUUCAUUCGUAACGCUCGAACAUUCACGCAUACACACACGUAUACACUCACACACACACACACACACACAUAUCUUUUUAUACUUAAUCGAGAUUCGUUGAGGCGCUUUUUUAUAAUAAGAAUCUUUGAAUUCUGCCAAUUUUGUGUCUUCGUAUGCCUUUUUAUACGAACAAGAUCGGAACGUACGUAAAAAAAAAAAAGAAAAAGAAAAAGAAAAAAAAUUUUAUGCUUGACUUUUACCCUUUUUCUACGCGAUCUAUACCCGAUUUCAAUAUUAUACUACGCUAUUUGUGUCCGAUAUCAUCCAUCCCUCUUCGAACGAUUUUCUAUAAUAUAUUAUCCAACCUAGGAUAAUAAAACUGUGAAUGAAGACAAACCGUGGCAAGAUUAUCGAUUUAUAUCACACACGUUACACAGGCAGCGAUCAUGUUCUCACAAGGCGCGUCACGAUAUUUGUGAGAGCAGAAACGAAUGCGUUUGAGCGAGCGUUUGUUUGAUGCGUUGAAAAAAAAAAGAAAAAAAAGAAGAAAAAAAAAACGAAGCAAAGAAG